AUGAAUACAACCAGUAAAAGACUUAGUGCAACUGUUUCCCUUAGUGCAUCUUACCUUGCAGUCCUUCUUGUGGCAAUAUUCCUAAGCACCUUCGUAAUGAACAGGAACACACCAAAGUGCAUCCCAGUGGUGCACAUUGCAGAACCAUCUUAUGCCAUAUUUACACCAAACAUAGACAUAACAAGCACAAUGAACUAUAAUGUAAAAGAGGCAUUUAUAUAUCUGGUGCACCAGAUAGAAAUAAAGGGCGUUGAGUUAGAGCAAGUCGUAUGGAGUACUCUUGCAAAAAAAGAAAAGAACUAUGUUCUAAUUAAAGAGUGCAAGGCUAAGUCAAAUGAUGCAAAUAAGCCACUUACUAAGGGUAAAUUCAUUCUGAAGGGAUCUUACUUCCCGUAUAUUGGAGUUAUUAAAAGUAAAACAUUUGCAGAGUUUCCUUGUAAAGUAAAAUAA
Messenger RNA from Nematocida ausubeli, 450 nucleotides. RefSeq lists its product as uncharacterized. The transcript has a single exon. Lineage: Eukaryota; Fungi; Microsporidia. The coding region runs from base 1 to 450 and encodes 149 amino acids. The record is from RefSeq and is a predicted model, not a curated record.